CGUCUUUUAUAUUAAAGGAAACGUUAUUGGUGGUUUGAAAUUUUUAGCAGUCUUAGCUCAGUUUCUGGCACCUCAACAAUAAACAAGUUUUUUUAGUUACAACUUUUAGUAUAAAUUUUUGGAUUAAAAUAUGGAAUCCUUGUUAGUCUUGAAUAUUCAGUGAGUAAAGGUGUCAACGAUGAUGAUGCUAAAGGUUUUUGCCAUUGCAAUCCUGACGGUGGUCCUUGUGGAGUCAAAACCAAGUCCAAAACCAGAGCCGGUUCCCGAAGCGGAUUUUGGUUCAAUUUCUUUUUCAGGUUCUUCUGAACACUUUGGGCACGGCGGAUUUGGCGGAUAUGGUGGAUAUGGCGGGUAUGGAGGAUAUGGUGGAUAUGGCGGAUAUCGAAGAUAUCGUCCAUGGGGUGGUUACGGUUAUGGAUAUCACUAUGAUUGAUUUUCAAACUUAUAGAUAUUAAUUGUGCUUCAAUGCUCAACUCAUUAAAUAUAAACAUAAAUAUAAACACAAAUAAGUGAA
Molecule: messenger RNA, 514 nt
Organism: Photinus pyralis (common eastern firefly)
Lineage: Eukaryota; Metazoa; Arthropoda; Insecta; Coleoptera; Lampyridae
Product: neuropeptide-like protein 31
Exons: 4
Coding region: 179-433 (84 amino acids)
Source: RefSeq, a predicted model, not a curated record